This is a messenger RNA of Vicia villosa (hairy vetch), 2140 nucleotides long. Its product is annotated as IQ domain-containing protein IQM1-like. The record is from RefSeq and is a predicted model, not a curated record. The coding region runs from base 370 to 1794 and encodes 474 amino acids. The transcript has 6 exons. NCBI's taxonomy places the organism in Eukaryota, Viridiplantae, Streptophyta, Magnoliopsida, Fabales, Fabaceae.
UUAAGGAGAAAAAAUUUAAGACAACCCAAACACAAACACCAACACCAACCUUUGAAUUCAUCAAACAAUUUAACCUUGGAAUUUGAACAUUAUAUAGAUUCACAUACCUUUAUUGAUUUUCUUCUUAUUCAAAACUAACCUCGUUGAUUCUAAAUUGAAAUUCAAAGUCUGCUCCUUAUUUUUCUCAUUCUCCACGUCUUUCACACGUCUUUGAAGGCACUUCAUCAGUAAAAAGCCUAUAUAUAUAAGCAAACCAUUGCCACUGACAUAAACCAUUCUUAAUUCCUUUCUUUCAUCUCAUCUCAUAAACUUCAAUUCAAAGUAUUCAUACGACAAUCAAACAAACAAGAUUUGUAGGGUAAUAUAUUUAUGGGGGUGUCUGUGACUGAUUUAUCAAAUGGGUCCGAUAAAAUGACUACUUCAAGCAGGUUAAGUGAUUGCAGACCUCAACAAAUGAUUCUGGAAAGAAACCACUCAUUUGUUGAAACCAAACAAGAAAAAAUGGAUUCAGCCAAAGGUAAAAAACCACUUCCGGUGAUUUCUCUGCCGGAAGCGGUGGUUUUCUGUUCUCCGAGGCCGGUUGCGGAGCUUGAUACUGCGGCAACUAAGCUUCAAAAGGUUUAUAAGAGUUAUCGGACGAGAAGAAACCUUGCGGAUUGCGCGGUUAUAGUUGAAGAAUUGUGGUGGAAGGCUUUGGAUUUUGCUGCUCUUAGAAGAAGUUCUGUUUCGUUUUUCGAUGUUCAGAAACCUGAGACCGCUACUUCGCGUUGGGCUCGUGCGAGAACAAGGGCAGCUAAGGUUGGAAAAGGUUUAUCUAAGGAUGAAAAGGCGCAAAAGUUAGCAUUGCAACAUUGGCUUGAAGCUAUUGAUCCGCGUCAUCGAUAUGGACACAAUCUUCACAUGUAUUAUGAUAUAUGGUUUAAAAGCCAAAGUACACAACCAUUUUUCUACUGGUUGGAUGUUGGAGAUGGUAAAGAAAUAAAUCUUGAGAAAUGUCCAAGAAACAGUACUCUACAACGCCAAUGCAUUAAGUAUCUUGGACCAAAAGAAAGAGAAGAAUAUGAAGUAAUUGUUGAAAAGGGAAUGUUAGUGUAUAGACAAGAUGGGAGACUUGUGAAUACUGAUGAGAAAUCAAAAUGGAUAUUUGUUCUAAGCACUACAAGAUCAUUGUAUGUUGGAAAAAAGCAAAAGGGUAAAUUUCAACAUUCGAGUUUUCUUGCCGGUGGUGCAACCACAGCGGCCGGUCGAUUAGUAGCACGUCAAGGUGUUCUCGAGGCUAUUUGGCCAUAUAGUGGACACUACCAUCCAACAGAAGAGAACUUCAAAGAAUUCAUAAGUUUUCUUGGAGAGCACAAAGUAGACCUAACAAAUGUAAAGAGAUGUGCAAUAGAUGAUGAUACACAUUCAAUUAUUGGAACAGAUUCAUUCAAUGACAUGAAUGAACCACAACAAACAAAGGUUCCUACAACACCAAAAAUCAAUGUUAGUGACAACAACAAUGUGACAUCAAUUCAUAAAAUAGAUGUUGUUGCAGCAUUCAAUGCAACAAGGAGGUUGUCAUGCAAGUGGUCAACAGGGGCUGGUCCACGUAUUGGUUGUGUUCGUGACUAUCCAGAACACUUGCAAUCAAAGGCAUUGGAACAAGUUAAUUUGUCACCAAGGCCUAGUUCUAUAAGACUCAACAAAUAUGGCCCAAUUCCUUCUCCAAGACCUAGCCCAAAAGUUAGGAUGUCGCCUAGGUUUGUGUAUAUGGGAUUGCCUAGUCCAAGAACCCCAAUUUCAAGUACAAGUUAGAUAGUUGUUCAAUCCUUCCCUUAAGAAUGUGACAUAUUAUGCUUCUGAUAAUAUGUUUUAUCUCAAAAUACACUGGUAAUGUAUUUUGACGGAUUUAAAUAUAUUAGGAGGCGGACCAGAAAUUUUACUGCAAGUUAAAGGAAGUUUUAGAAGAAUUCAUGGGUCAUUCUUCAAGAUCGAAAAUGGAUCGACUUUGGACCCCGAUCACAACAAAUGACACUUCACGCCGACAACUAGUAAAUCAUAUUAGUGGAGGACUAAGUGACUUUUUUGUUGCCGUAGAAUCAAAACACUAAUUAGAUUUCUUUUAUCUUUUUAUUAAUUUAAAAUUUGUUUAUUAUUUAUU